AGUACUUUCUUAAAACUCAAUUAUCUAAUUUUGUUUUUGUUGGGUUGCGGUGUUUCUCCGAGUUGCUUCAAUUGAAUGGCUCUUCAGCUUCCACCACUUCCUGGCCGUGCCAUGCGCUUCAACUCAAGCGUGUGCUCCCUUCCUGCACGAAAAUCUAGCACCUUUGCCACUCUGUCACAACCCCGAAGCGACUGGGUUGAAGCCACUAACAGUUUCUUCGACCAAGACAAACGACCCAUCAUGUUAUUUGACGGAGUAUGCAACUUGUGCAACGGGGGUGUGAAGUUCGUUCGUGAUAACGAUCGAAAUAAGACAAUUAGAUAUGAACCUCUUCAGAGUGAAACGGGUAAAAUCUUACUCAGGAGAUCAGGAAGAGCUCCUGAUGAUAUCUCAAGUGUUGUACUUGUUGAAAAGGAAAGAUCCUAUAUUAAGUCAGAAGCCGUGCUGAAGAUAAUGGAAUAUAUAGACUUACCCUUUCCACAGCUAGCAAUUCUUCUUCAAUUUGUGCCUCUGUUUAUCAGAGAUUUUGUUUAUGACAAUGUUGCAAACAAUCGUUACCUGAUUUUUGGUCGUUCGGAAUCAUGUGAAAUAUAGCAUCAUCCUGGCAUGAGUACUGGAGGUAACAGUAAUGUGCUAAGUUCAAAAACUGGGCUUCUUUAUAGUCCAAGUCAUAUCCUGUUCUCAAAUAUUUUGAAGAUUCUGUGUACUACUGUAUAGAAGCUUUACUUGUCGUUUUAUUUGAUAAGCUCAUAGAAGCAGAGGACAUCAUCAAUUCGUAAUAAUAUUUUCUGUCCCAAAUGAUUUUGCAAUUUCAUUUCUUUCAGUAAACACUCCUAAUUUCUUAACUUCAUCAGGGAAUUAUUAAAUAAGUUGUUUAUCUGUAUUUAA
Glycine soja is the source of this 888-nucleotide messenger RNA. RefSeq names its product DCC family protein At1g52590, chloroplastic-like. The transcript has 5 exons. NCBI's taxonomy places the organism in Eukaryota, Viridiplantae, Streptophyta, Magnoliopsida, Fabales, Fabaceae. Bases 76 to 594 code for a protein of 172 amino acids. Gene Ontology annotation, molecular function: protein-disulfide reductase activity. The record is from RefSeq and is a predicted model, not a curated record.